Molecule: messenger RNA, 1188 nt
Organism: Ceutorhynchus assimilis (cabbage seed weevil)
Lineage: Eukaryota; Metazoa; Arthropoda; Insecta; Coleoptera; Curculionidae
Source: the annotation of a GenBank genome assembly
CAUAGCAGCAACACUUCGCGUAUUGUUUUCCUUUUAGCUUAGGUAUUUAUCAAAAAUAAAUAUAAUGAGUCCAAAUUUAGAAGAUCAAAUGCCGGACUAUUCGAGUGUAGAGCCCCCCAACAAUGACCACAUUACGCUGACACUUACUCCACUAUCAGAUAUGAGUGCCUCGACAUCCUAUUCUGAUGAGAUUGAAUCGAUUGAAAGUGAAGUGAAUGAAAACGAAGAAGUACCUCUUGAAUCUGAUGAAAUAUCCGUAGCGGUAGUAGCUGCAGCUAUUAGGAAUUAUGUUCCAAUGGAACACAAUAUUCGUGAGCUUCUGGUUCAAGUAUCAAACACUGAACAACUGGAAACUGUAACUCAAAUAAAACUUAGAGUCAUAGCCAGGGAAUUGGCUCUGCAACAAUUAGGAGCUUAUUUGCCAGCUUUGCGGGAGCUUAUUUUAGAUGGGAGCAUAAUAUCUUCAUUGCGUGAUCUUGGCUAUGGAUUGAAAAACCUGAAAAUCCUUAGAGUGAAUAGGUGUCAAUUGCCUUGUAUUGAUGGCAUGCUUGGGUUUGAAUAUUUAGAAGAAUUGUACGCAGCAGAUAAUUCAAUAAGGGACUUAUCAGCUUGUGCUUUUUUGUCCAACUUGAAAAUAGUAGAUGUUAGACGGAAUUCUAUUAGACACCUGGGGUCACUAAAUUUUUUGAGUUUAUGUCCGGAGCUCACUCACCUCUUUUUGGAUGGCAAUGAAGCUUUGGAAGGACAACCUAGGUAUAAAAAUUUAAUUGGGCGUAUGUUACCUCAAGUACAGAUGCUGAAUGGUGAAUUAUUAGUAAGAGAUGAAAUUGAUGAUAAUGAGUCGGAAGAUGAAAUUUCGGUAGAAGACUUAGAAGAAGAUGACAAGAAUGCUGAGGAUCCUGAUAAAAUUGAAGUUCCAAAGAGAAUACUUUUUGCUGCAGAACGAUUAACAGCCCUUUCCAGACCAACACCCAGAAACCAUCAAGCAUCUGGUUUCACAAUCCGCUUUCCGCCGAAAGUUUGCGUCGAUAAUGGAAAUAUUAGAUCCACUGAAAGUUAAAUAACUAGUAGGUAGAUAGAUAUACCUACUAGUCUAUUACUACCUAUCUAAAUAUUUAAUUUAGUUGACAGUUCAAAAAAGCUGACCUUGCCCCAUAAUUUUUUUAGAAAACAAAAAAGUAAUAUAAU